UUAAACGUUGUCUCUCGUUGUUGUGUAUGCUAGCACGGAGUGUUUACAUUCGAAAUUACUUAAAAUGACAUUUUACGACAAACUAGGUAAGAAAUGCCUCGAGCAACUGAACUUCGAACCAUGUCGAACGCUCCUGCGAUUGGCAAAAUCAGCUGAAUUAGAUAUGACUGAUGCAAAAUUCGCAGAGAUGAUGGACGAUAGUGAUGAGUUGAAGAAUCUUCGAGGAGAAUUUUUCUAUCCGAAGAUGAAGGAUCUCCCUCAAGGUAAGGUGAAUUUGUCAUCACGACGCCAGUUUAAGAUUUAAGAAUUUAAAAUUUCAAGGGAUACAACUAGCUAUAUUUUUAGUAUGAACAUGCCUAUUAAACACAGAAUCUUGAUUGAACAACUCCUCAUGGCGUCCGGAAGAGAGGGCAUGAAAAGCAUUUUGUGGACAGAAUCACACAUAUUCCAAUUGAGCUUAGAACAUAUGAAAAUAUGCUAAAAUUUCCGCAAAGCCCCACACUACAUUAUGCAUUCAGUUCCCGGAUAAAGAAAACAAUGACAAAAACAAUACAUUGCCAUUGGGAAAAUAGAUUUGUUUUUGGCUAACGCUCGAAACGUCAGCUUUUUUACCCUUUACGGUGGCUAAUUUACGUUUUCAACCCAGUUGUCAACACUAAAUUACUUACUUGUUUUACAAUAGUAUGGGGCUGUGCGGAAAUUAUACCUUAAAUGAAGAUGUAGAUGCAAGCCGUACAGCUGGCUUACAGAUAUUCCUCGUAUAAUUUAGAAUCAUUUGAUCCUGAACAGCAAUUCUGUACAAUGUGGAUUUUUUUGAGGGGAGUUCAGCUCCAUAAUGUAUCUUUGAUAUCUUUGACAUGAGAUAUUUCGGGAUAUUUCGUUACAUGAUGAGAAAGAUUCAAAUUUCUUUUUGAGGUCAACAAACCAGUCCACAUGUUGCACGUGUUGCAGUUAUCUCCUGCUUAAAAAAAAUUACUUAGUGGCUAGCCCAGAGGAAAAAUAUGAGUUUUAAUUCCCAAGAACCCAAAUGUUUCUCAAGGCAAAGCUUAUUGGGAACACAGUGGGUUGACGGAAAAUAAAGCUUACUGUUUCUUGGGAGACUGGCCAUAUUUUUUUUUGUACCUCGCAUCUCAAAAAUAGAACUGGUCAGUGUAAAACAAUCGCUCUGACAAAGGGCUAGUGCUCAAAACGUCAGCUUUUUUACUCUUUAUGGUGGCCAAUUUACAUUUUCAACUCAGUUGUUAACACUAAAUUACAGUGUAAAACACAGACUACAGACUGCAGAACAGGGGUAAAAUGCAGACUGAGGGUAAAAUGCAGAAUGAAGACUGCAGACCAGAGGUAAAAUGCAGACUUGGAUCUUUUGUUGAAAUUUAUAGAAAUUUCUGGUUUCUCUAAAAAACUUGAGACUUCUACUUGCUCUUAAUUUGUUUCCAUUUAAGGAAGACUCUGCCAUUUUUCCAGUGAAUUAAAACAUGUUAAAGCAAAACUAAAUUUCUGAGCAUCCCCUGUCAGCCAACAAGAAGUGUGACACGGGUUAAGUUGGCCAUGAUAGCUGCAGAUUUACCUCAGGUUAAUACUGAAGUGAAACGCCCAGGAGACAUUUGGAGGUUUUUAACUAGACCCUUAUCUCUAACCCCCAACAAAUUUGCAUUAAAUUUAAAGAACUUGCAUGCCUAACUUGCAGUGUGAAACAAAGGUACUCUCGAAGUUUUUCUGGGAAAGCGGGUUGUUCUAGAACCCAGUUUGCAUUUUACCCCUGGUCUGCAGUCGGUCGUCAGUCUGCAUUAAUUUUUAUCCCCAGUCUGCAGUCUGCCGUCUACAUUUUACCCUCAGUCUGCGUUUUAUCCCCACUCUGCAAUCUGUGGUCUGUGUUUUACACUGACUGAAAUAGAACAGAGGCAUCUGUCAUACUUGGGCUAAGUUGUCUAUGUUGCUGGCCAAAAAGCACAGAAAACUUAAAAUGGUAGUGAAGAAAGCAAAAACUCCUGGUAAACUACAAGUGUCACUUUAAGUAGGGGGAAAAUUGUUAUGAACACACUGCACAACUGACGUAGACUAGAUACACAUUUAUCCAAUAGCUGCUCAAAGAGAGUAACUUGGUCUAAAAAAGGAUGAAACAAACUGAAAAAAAUAUGUUCGGAAUUGAGAAUUAAUUGCUGACAAACAUCUCUCACAAUGAUACUUCCUCUUUUUUAAUUCAGUUAAAUCAGCAGCAGGUUUUUUUGUCUUUCAUAUGAAAGAAGGGCUAAUGGAUGUUAGUCUGCAAAGAGCAAAACUAAAGUAGAUCUUGGUUUCUUCUAAAAUUUUACUGGAAAUCUUCUGGUAAAAACAGAUCACAAACAAGUAGUGAUAUUACCACUGAGAUUCCAACUGUUAAGUCCCAGUUUUCCAAUAUCUGCCCAUCCCAUUUAAGUACUACUGAAUCUUAAAUGUUUGCCUGUUUCUGAAAAAAAGUGUCUAAGGAAAGUUAGAGUGACAUUAGGAACAGUGUUUUGUUGAUAUGUUUUGACCAUGAAGUAAUCAAUGUCUUGCAAAACUUUUCUUAGUGCAAUCCAUGCCAAAUUGCUACUGGAAAGCAUAUUUGAAUUUAAUUUCUUCACACGAGCUGUCACAAAAAUAUUCAGCGGUUUCAUGGUGCAUGACUGGAUCUUGUGUGAGUUAAAAGUUGCUUUUACCCUAAGGGAUUUGUGAGUUUUGUUGACCUGAAGAAAUUAGCGAGUUUUGGCCAAUAACAUGUGGUAUAUUCUCUUGGAAAACAAAAAAGGUAUUUGAUCUGUGGGGGAUGUCAUAUAUUAUGUAACAAGGACAAAUAGAGCAUAGGGAGAGAGAAAAAGGGAAAAGCACAGGGUUGACUUGUUUGCAUGCAUUUGUGUUGUUCAUUGGUUACAUAAGUAGCAAUUAGUGGAACAUCAAAAGGUAUAACAAAAGAUCUUACAUUACUCUGAUGAUCUCUAAAGUUUGUUUUCAUUUUACACCUGGCAACUGUAUACUUUAUGAGUAAAAACAGGAAGCAAGGUCAAUUAGAUUUUAAUUAUGGUGCUUUGGGAAAAACUUAAAUGUCUCUGAUCUCAAUUAAGUCUGCGUGGUCCUGUAGCAUUGGAUUUUGGCAAAUGAUGAGCUUAAUAACUGUUGAUAACUUUUAGCCUUUAAUUUGGAAAUUUUUAAAAGUUGUGAGGAUGUUUCUUACUUAAAGAGUAAGAGAGAGGUUGGGGAAGGGAAAUCUCUCGAAGACAUGUUAUAGAAAUUUUUGGCAAAGAUGCCCAAACUAAGACUAAUUAGUAACAGCUAUUUUUGGUUAAUGUCAAGUUAUAAUGUCUAGUAGAGUUAAAACAUAAUUAUUAUUAUCAUUUUAUCAGGUAAUGUGCAGCAUUUUGCAGGCUAAAAUAGAGGGACAUUUUAGUCUGGAAUGUUUUGUGGUCACUUUUUCAGUUCCAAUUUUUCCUCAAUGCCUCCAAAGAGUAGUAGAAUUUAUGUUUUUGGACAUAAAUAUGUUUUUUGGCCUUUGUCUGAGUCAUUUUGAUCCUUGUCUAGCAGCUCAGGCUAAAAUGACUCUUAGUUGCAUCCAAAACUUAUUUAUGCCAUUCAACAUAAACUCUAUUAGUUUAUUAAUUACACUUUUUCUGCACAUGCAGUUGAUCCUGCAAUAGUGGAUAUGGAGAUGGACAGCAUGUACUUCUGUGGAAAUUCUUUGGGACUCCAACCCAAAGAGUCGCGUACAUUGGUCAUACAGGAGCUGGACAAGUGGCAAAAAAUGUACAUAAUUAUAUUUCUCUUUCUCAGUUGAAGUUUUAUUUGUUACAUGGCUUAGCUUGAAUGAAGGAACCGUCAGUGAGGUUGAUUAGUACUGUUAUCUAAAAGAAACAAGGGACAUAUCCAGAGCUUCUUUAGUAAUAAUUAAGAGUGUAAUGAAAUUUAGGGGGGUAAGAACAUACAGUAAUGCAAUAUGUCACUUUUUGAAGAUGUGUUCAUCCUCAUUCUAUUUUCAGGGGAGUUCAUGGUCAUUUUUGUGGUGCUCUUCCUUGGUGGAAAAUAGAAGACUUUGUACUUUCAGAAAGUGCCAGAAUAGUUGGUAAGGUUUCUAUACAAUCAAUAGAAAAGGGAAUGCUUUGUUUUUUAUAUAAUUGAUUGUAACAAAUUAAGAUAAAUCAAUUUUAUGAACUUCAACUUUUUAUUCAAACAGGUAAAAUAAUUUAUCUAUAGGUGUGUUGCUGUUCCUUGCAUAUUACUUAUAAAUUGACAUAGUUAUCUUGUUUCAUUUUUUUCAUUGACUUUUUUAUUUAUAUAAUCUUCUUUUUGACAAUAAAUUAGCCCCAAUCAUGCAAUAAAGUGCUCACAAUAUUGACAUUAGUUACAGAGAAGAAACAGACAAGUAUCUACAAUAUAUUAGCUAUAGAUUCAAAUCUUGCCAAUAAAACAAAAAUGGGAAGACUGUUUAAAUGAGAGGCCAGAAUCUCUGUUGCUAAUGUUGAGUUUCUUAAUUGAUACCUUAUUUUGAAGGUGCUAAGGAUAUAGAAGUUGCCAUCAUGAACUCUUUGACAGUAAAUCUACACCUUCUGUUGGUGCCAUUUUAUAGACCAACACCUCAGAGACACAAAAUUUUAAUAGAGGCAAAGGCAUUCCCCUCGGAUCAUGUAAGUAUUAUAUGAAUGUGUUAAUACUAUGUAACCAUAUUUCUAUGUGGCAAGUGUGAAUGUCUGUGAGCCAGUAUGUAUGGCUAAGGGAAGGAGAUGGCAAGGAAGGUCAGAAGGGAGGCUGGUAGGUAGAUAGGGAGGAAGGAUGGAAAGGAGAAAGGAAACAAGCAGAGUAAAAGACCAGGAGUUAUGAAAGUCAGGAAGAGAGAGAGGUUGUUAGGAAGAAGGUUCAGGAAUGGAGGGAGGUAAGAUGGCAGGAAGGAAGGUAGAUCAGGAAGUGUGGAAAGGAGAAAGGAAGGAAAAGGGAAGGAAUGGAAGGAGGGAGAUGUUGAGGUUAGGGGGAGAGGGAGAUUUCUAGGAGGAAAGGUCAAGACUGGAGUGAGGAAAGAUGGGAGGAAGAAGCCAAGAAAGUAAGGGAGGGAAGGAGGGAGGAAGCAAGCAAGUAAAAAGGGAAGGGAAGAAGAUGUUGAGGUCAGGAAGAGAGGGUGGUUGCAAGUAAGAAAGGUCAUGAACAAUGGAGGGAGGAUGCAAGGGAGGAAGGAGGGUGGGAAAGAAGGGAGAAAAGAAGGAAGGAAAAAGGAGAGCAAGAGAGGGAGGUGGAUAGAAAGAAGAGUCAGGAACAGAGUGAGGUAGGAUGGAAGGAAGGAAGUAAGGUCAGGAAGGAUGAAAGGAAGGGUUGAGGGAAGAAAAGGAGGAUAAGUGAAAGGGAGGGAGAUACAGCUAUGAACUAAAGAAAGUCAGGAAUGGAAGGAUGGAGGUAUGAUUGUCAGAAAGAUGGAGAGGUAGGCAUAAAGGAAGAUUAGGGAGAGAGUAAGGGAGCUAUGAAACACUGUAACCCAAGAAUUUUAUUUGCAGUAUGCAAUGCAGUCACAGAUUAGUUUCCAUGGAUACAAUCCAGCAGAAGCCCUUAUGGAAGCUACACCAAGAGAGGUAAUAAACUUAGGGGUGUUUACAGUUCCUGAUAAAAAUAAUAAUAGUUAGAAAAGAGAUGUAAAUCAGACAAACAAUAACAUGUCUAGUUUAGGCUGUAUCUUUGGGCCAACCUUUAAAAAGUUGUUCAUUAAAGAUUACAGUUCAAUGAACUGUAUUUUUCUCUACACUCGUGUAUAUUGAGCACUUUCCAACAGCAUUUGCUACAAUUUCCCACAAUUAUUCAUUAAAGAUAAAUAUAUUUUUGGCAUGAAUUUAUUGCGAAGUAUGUGUGUGUAUAUUUGAACUCAGAUUUUUUUUAUUGGUGUGUGUAAGAGUGGUACGUGACAUGCAUUAAAUUAAUUCAACAUGUUUAAAUUUUGAGAUGUAUUGGUGUUGUCACUAGGUAUUUGCUGAAUAAUGAUGAAAUUUAAAUUUGAAGCUAUUACAUUGUUUGACGAAAGCUAUUAAAGCUAAGUUUGAGUCAAAUAAUGAAUUCUGCCUAGGGUGAGGAACUACUCAGAACUGAUGAUAUUCUGUCCUUAAUUGAAGAACAUGGAGAUUCAAUAGCACUUGUUAUGUUCAGUGGUAAGUAUAUUGAUAUGCAUGAUACCUGAUGGUUCAUGAUUGGCUAAAAUUUAGGAAAAACAACUGCAUGCGACAGAUCAUACAAACACCAGACAUUUCUAGCGGAAUCCUGCAUGUCUUGUCAUUUAAUUUUCUUCAGUUUUGUCUUUGAAAUGAGUAAGGCUUAUUAUGCAAAUUUGGUUUUCAGGUGUUCAAUAUUACUCUGGACAAUUUUUUGACAUAAAAAGAAUUACUGCAUCUGCACAGAAAAAGGUGAGACUGAUAUAAUUUGUUGCUCUACUUUUGUGCAUAAUUUUGCAUAAUGUUAUUAAUAUUUAAGUUGGUCAUCAACUGGGAACAACUGUGUUUUAUUACAAAAACCUCAGAUUAGGAACUCUUUUCUUGUCAUUAUUAUUUUAUUAGUGGUACAUAAUGUAUUAUGUGCAUACAAAAUGCUUGAUAAGACACCAACAAUGUGGGUUCAAUUGCCUAACAAUCCCAUAUUAUUUGUAUAUCAGGUAAUCACUUGAUUUUGGAUGCAAUUUGGGAUAAAGUAGCCUAUUAAGUAAAUUUGUCAAAGGUUGAGGGAAUUUGUGCAUGUAUACUUACUUAUCAAGUAGCAUAUUUUAAUUGUUAUUAAUAUUGAUUAUUUAUAGUGGCUCUUUUUGUCAAAUGAUUUACGGUAUGCUAAACUUAAACUUUCAUUCACAUAAUUGCAAUUUCCUCUCUAUGAAAAGGGUUGUGUGGUUGGUUGGGAUCUAGCACAUGCUGUUGGAAAUGUGGAAUUGAAACUUCAUGACUGGAAUGUUGACUUUGCCUGUUGGUGUUCUUACAAGGUGAGCUGGUUUUACAUUUUGCCAACCCACAUGUGAAUAACUAGGUGACCUGCAUUCAUCUAUACAUGCUCAUUGGUCAGCUGAUGAGCAGAAGUAUUUGUGAUGUAUAUAUUAAUGUGUGUUUUAUAGUAAUGUAAUAGCUCAGUCAUUAUAAAAAUUUAUUUUGAUCACUUGAUUUUGCUGUUUAAAAGUAUCUCAAUUCAGGACCUGGAGGUAUUGCUGGAGCAUUUGUCCAUGAAAAACAUGCCUACAACUUUGACCUUCCCAAGUAAGUUUUCAAAAGAAGCAUGUAAUGAACAAGUAAAACACCAUUUUGUGUGUAUUGAAUUAUUUUAAUGACCACUCAUUCUUGGAGCAGUCCAUUUUGUAACUGAAAAAAAGUUUCCCUUGUCUUUCGCUCAGGAAUAUGGUAAUGAGGGCUCAUGCUACAUUUGGAUGGCUGUACUUUAUGGAGGCUUAGCCAGAAAUUAAUUUUGGCUAUUGGCCUUGGCAGAUAAAGAUGAAUGAAAAAUAAGAAAACUAGUUUUGAACACUUGUCCCAAACCCUCUCCAUGGGAAGAUAUAAAUCCAAAUUAUUUGGGUUGCUAAGGUGACCUGACAGUUGUUAACAGGAGUGCCAUUUAGUUGUGAUUGAUAAGUAGUAUUUGAUUAGGAUAAUGAUAAAUUGAUAACACUAAUCAUUCUUAUGGUUACAUGAGGAAGAUUUCUUUAACACCAUUUUCAAAAAAUUUCCUGACACGUAGCAAUAAACAUUCGUUUAACUCGUUCUAGGGCAGGAGAACAUUGGUUGAUUAGAUGUUCUCUUGUUGGUUUUUAACUGAGCACUUAUGUUCUGUAGGUUUGCUGGCUGGUGGGGUCAUGACAGAACAAGUCGUUUUGAAAUGGGCCAUGGUAACAUUAUAUUCCUAUUUUAUUAAAUAUAUUUUAAUUAAAAAAGAUAACAUUGGUUUUGGUCCAUGCUCAACAGCUAAGAAUUAAAGGGGUAUGUGGAAAAAAGCCCUAUUGUACGUAAUAAAUGACUUUUGAUGAAACAUAUUCUCCUUGCAUUUUGUGGUGUAUGAUGUAAGUCUUCACGCUGUCACUUGUCAGCCUCGUUUGCAUGUUUCACGGCAGUUGACAUAUUGUGUAAAUAUAAACCUUUGUUGAGUUUUCCUUCAUGCCUUAAAGUCUAUUCUGAAACUAUAUGCUACACAUUUCAUAGAGGAAAAAGACAAAUUGGAAGUCAUGUAGACUAUCAAAAGCCACUCAGGGUAUUUUCUCUCACCCCUUCUCAUUAAUCAUAUAAUUCAAUUGUCAAGUAAGCCUGGCCUGGAUGGGUAAGCACAGAAUUUAUAUUUCUUCACUCAGCUGGUCUCCUUAUAUUUUCCUGUAACGGACAGUGCGAGGAUUUGUUAAGUGACAGGGCAGUUAUUCUAGGAGAUCAUUUCCUUGAUUCUCAUGACCCUAACUCGUGAUGUGCUGAAACUGUAUAGAGAAAUUUGAUGCUGAAUAUACUUGGACAUGAAGAGGAUAUAAAAGCUUCCAGUUUUGGUUAUAAUCCUUACAUGUAAACCAUUUUCCUUUUGGUGCAGAAUUCAAGCCACUACCUGGAGCUGCUGCCUAUCAGUUAUCUAAUCCACCUCUACUGCAAACUGUCUCAUUAUUAGGAAGUUUGAAUGUAAGGCACCUGUAUUAGUUCACCACCAAACUUAUUGUUGGUCAUUUCUAAAGCUUGUUUUUGUACUUCUGUUUGUUAGAAGAGCUGAACGUGUUUUUCUAUUUAUUGAGCUGAUACACAAUACUGCGUUCACCAUGCGCAAAAAACGUAACAUAAACAAACAAACAAAAAAUAAACUUGUAACCUGGUAGAUGACAACUUGUACAUCAAGAGACUAACUCUUGUUUCACUAGUCACUUACAGACCUAAGACCAUAUAACUGCGUUAAUCUGUUGCGUGUGUAGGAAGGCUGCAGUAGCUGUCUUGUGUUACACAAAGAAGGAGAGCUAAACUAAUAGGGAUGUGUUGCUCUUUUCCUUUUCAACCAGAUUUUUGCAAAAACAAGCAUGAAGAAUCUUAGAGCAAAGUCAGAUUUAUUGUCAGGUAAAACAACGAAUAUUCAAAAAGUAAUUUAAUUUUCGUACACAGUAAAUAAUGUCAAAUUUCCAUUUUCCCGUCUUUGCUCAUGCUCCGAUAUAUCAAAAAGAAAAAAAUUGUCUUUAAACUCACUUUUGAAAAGUAAGCUCAGGUAAUGCUCCAGAUAGGAUAAUUUAGUUUUGUCAACUGAGCUGAUGAUGUGAAUUUAGCCACCGUAGAGAGUUUCUCAGCUGCUCUGCGGCCUUAUAAGGUCUUUACGGUGGCCAAUUUACAUUAUCAACUCAGUUGAUGAACCAAAUUAUUUUGAGUGGUUAUACACUCUCCCGCCGACGCAGAACCACAGUCUCUUUAGAAACUUUUCCCUUAAUACUCUGGAUAGGCAAGAGUUUUUACUAAACUGGGAAAUGUUUUCUUUCAGCUUAUCUUGAGCUUCUUCUCCUACACCAUUUUGGAGUGCCACAAGACGAUGAUAAAACACCUACGAAACGGCAAAAAGUGGAGAACGGUUUUGCAGAAGACAAGAAAAACAUACAUGUGUCAAUCAUUACGCCAGUCAACCCAGCUGAGCGUGGUUGUCAGCUGUCAGUCAAAUUCUCUGUACCAAUAAAAUCCGUGCAUAAAGAGCUUGAAAAACGAGGAGUUGUGGUAAGAAUUGAAAUGGUUUAGACAUUCAUGAAAUCUUUUCGUAUCCACUGCUAUAUUAUUGCAUAAUAUUACGGUUUUAAUUUCUUCCAGGUGGAUACACGGGAACCUGACGUCAUGAGAAUUGCUCCAACGCCGCUGUACAACAGCUUCACGGACGUUCAUCGGUUUGUGACGUCAUUAAAGGAAGUUUUUCGUGUGCUGGAUUCCUUUGAAUCCGAAUAGUAUUCUUACCAUUUGGGGUGGUUUUCUGUCUUAUGAAGGAAUUAUUUUGUUGCUCUGUGUUUAGAGGUGAUAGCUUUUACCAACUGAGCAGCGGGUGCAGGAGACACUCAUAUAUUCACACGGACGUUUGCACUCGUAAAGCGCGUGCGCACAUUCGGUGUUGUUUGUGAAAUUUUUCACCAAAUAACAUAGUACAUGGUAUACUAUAAUUUAUUUUAUUUAUUAUUUACCUAUGUAUUGACAAGAUCUCCGUUCAACCCCAUAUCUCAUUACGAACGCAGCACUUCGAUCAAAGAAAGCUAUGGCGAAAACUAUACAUUGCCCUCGUGGCUAGGCUUUGUUUUUUAUUAGUAUGGGGUUACACAAAUCUUUACAUGUAUUUUCCGAUUUAUUUAUAUUUUCUCUUUCUUUUUGGAAUAUUUACGGUCUACAUACACUUGAAAUCGACCACACGACGAAACAGGACAAAAUACAUAUUCAAUAUUUUUUAUGAGUAGCAGCAGUGUGAAGGUUGAGAAAGAUGUUUUUCGUCUUUUCACAAGCGUGGGACAAAGAAAAAAUUCUGAGUGCCCAUGAGGAGCUCAUGGGAACUCAGAAUCUUUGUCCCACGCUCGUGACAAGACGAAAAACAUUUUUCUCGAUUUCUUUACCGAGCUCAAAACUUACCAUGUCUCUUAUUACCAUCUUACCAUGUCUCUUAUUCUAUUUACGAACGUUGAAGUUGUAUGAAUAUAUUUGUAUCUAGACACAAUUGACUAACAAUGAUGUUUGGCAUCUAUUUACACGUACAUUUGUACGUGAUUAUUUAUAACGUAUUUAUAGGGGAAUAAAAUUGGAAAAGUGUUUAUUAUUCAGGAAUUUAAAAAGGUUUUUACUCGGUAAAUGACUACGUUUCGUUUUGGGAGGGGAUGAGGGGGGUAGGAGGGGUGACCAGGUAUCGAGACCAGUCGUAGCCACCAUGGAGCUUUUAAAUGAGAUUACCCCUCGGGGCGGGAAGUGAGCAUUUGGGUGUAUGAGACACGAUACGGCUUUAUAAGAUCACAU
Messenger RNA from Pocillopora meandrina, 10931 nucleotides. NCBI's taxonomy places the organism in Eukaryota, Metazoa, Cnidaria, Anthozoa, Scleractinia, Pocilloporidae. The record is from the annotation of a GenBank genome assembly.